Molecule: messenger RNA, 4901 nt
Organism: Xenopus tropicalis (tropical clawed frog)
Lineage: Eukaryota; Metazoa; Chordata; Amphibia; Anura; Pipidae
Gene: dyrk3
Product: dual specificity tyrosine-(Y)-phosphorylation regulated kinase 3
Exons: 4
Coding region: 1373-3079 (568 amino acids)
Molecular function (GO): nucleotide binding; protein serine/threonine/tyrosine kinase activity; protein kinase activity
Source: RefSeq, a predicted model, not a curated record
AAAGUAUAAAAUACACCUUUAUUUAUAUAUACAGUGCAUCUAUUAGAAAUUUAAAAUCAUUUAAAAAAAUCCCAGGUUCCCAUCAUCUAUUCAGUGACUGCCAAACUGGUAAACAGAGUUAUUAGUAUUAAUAAUGCCAAAGUAUAUGUUAUAUUCAUAUAGCGACCUACACACUUAGUGGAAAAUUUAUUAAGACACGAAUGCUCAGAGCGUAUUUUCGACGAUUUUUUCAUGCUUGAGCGACUUUUUCGUACACCGGCACAACUUUUUCGUACGCUUGCUCGAAAAAUUCGGAACAUUUCGUGACUUUAGGAUCGCCAAUACGAUAUUAUCGUGACUAAUACGAUUUUUUCGUAAGCAUUUUCGUGAUAUUUGCGAUCUUAAGAAAUUAUUGUAUCGAAUCCAAAUUUUCAACCAUGCAGCAGGAAUUAUAGCGGCUGAUGACACACAAGGAGAUUAGUUGCCCAUUGAUUAAUCUCCGCUAGUGGUGGCGACUAAUCUCUUCUGAAUGCUUUCUUGCCAGCAAAUAUGUAAAUCGCAGUAGAAACACAUAUGUGUUGCUUUGCAGGGUAACUUCAUACAAGUCAAACAAUCAUCUAAUGCAAAAUCUGUUUAGCCAAUAAUAUACUAAUCUAUAUUAAACAUUCCAUUUAAAACAGCCCAUCAAUAUCAUAUACUUUCCAUAUUUCCAUUAAAGUAAUACAUAAUAAUAAAAAAGUAUGUUGAUUUGUAGUUCCCACAUUUUUAUCUGUGGUGUUGACUAUGCAUGCUGGGAUUUACAGUUCCCAAUUUUUCUCUAUGGGGUUUCCAGUGCAUCUGGGAGUUGUAGUUUCCAAUUUGUAUAUGCAUUGUUGCCUGUGCACGCUGAGUAUGUAGUUCCCAGUUUUUAUCCGAGUUACAUUCUCGCCGGUGGGAUGGCGUUUCAGGGAGAUUUGUCGCGGGCGACUAAUAUCCCCGUGUGCCACAUCCCUAACUGUGCAAGCUGGCAUUUGUAGUUCAAAUUUUAUUCGCGUUUAAAUGACGCACAAGGUACGGGGCGGGAGGGGGCGCCCACUCUCCACCAAUACAAUGAUGUGUUAACGAACGGAGCCGCAGAUCUGUGUUCCAAAGCCUUAUUAGUGAACCACAGACUAGCAGUUUUGUGUUUACAACAUUUUAUCAACAAUUACGCUAAAGGCCCGCCUGCUCUAUUGGCUCCGCCCAACCCCUGGCCUCAGUGUCCGGUAGUUACAGAGUCUGUGUACAUUCUUCGUGGGUCCGGAUAGGAAGCGGCCGAACGGGGCCUUCCACACUACUCAGUACAUGAACCCCAGCACAGUCCGGGGAUGGAUUGCACCGUGCUCUCAUCCAUCCAUUCUUUCUGCAAGCAGUCAUGAUGCUCCUGACAAGGAAGCCUGAGGGCCCCAUAGCAGCAGUGCGAUAUGGUGAUGGCUUGUAUGAUUCAUAUAUGAGGCUUGAUCAGAUGGCAGCACAAGAUGCGGCAGAGGAUAAAGAAAGCCCCUCCACUCUACCUUCAUUUGGGAGACUAACUAUAAGUGGAAAUAAACUUGCAAUGAAGGAUCAACAACAAGUUAAAGUGCAACAGUUAUUUGAAGACUCCGGUAACCGAAGGGUUGGUGCAGGUGUUACAAGUACUGAAAGUGCAUUUCCCUUGCUGACAAAAGAAAAAAGUUCAGACAGCUCAGGAACUUCAAAAUCUAGUGAUAGCUCUGCCAAGUCAUCAAAGGCCACAUACCUGACUCCUGACCAAGCAGUGAAGCAAUACAAGCACCAGCUCUCUGCUUAUGAGCUACAAGAAAUUAGUAGUUUUUCUGAGAUAUAUUUUGUGGGUCCAAAUGCAAAGAAGAGGCAAGGAGUUGUAGGGGGUCCUAAUAAUGGAGGCUAUGAUGAUGAUCAAGGAGGCUACAAUUUAGUGCCACAUGACCACGUGGCAUACCGAUAUGAAGUUCUUAAGGUUAUUGGGAAAGGCAGUUUUGGUCAGGUUGCAAAAGUUUAUGACCACAAGCUUCACCAGCAUUUGGCACUAAAGAUGGUCCGCAAUGAAAAGAGAUUUCACCGGCAGGCUGCAGAAGAGAUCCGCAUCCUGGAACACCUCAAGAAACAGGACAAGACUGGUAGUAUGAAUGUGAUACACAUGCUGGAGAGUUUCACUUUCCGAAACCACAUUUGUAUGACAUUUGAGCUUCUCAGCAUGAAUUUAUAUGAGCUAAUUAAACGAAAUAAGUUUCAAGGUUUUAGUCUGCAACUUGUUCGCAAAUUUGCCCAUUCAAUCCUUCAGUGCUUGGAAGCUUUAUACAGGAAUAAGAUCAUCCACUGUGACUUGAAACCUGAAAAUAUUCUCCUCAAACAGCAAGGGCGUAGUGGUAUUAAAGUGAUAGAUUUUGGGUCCAGUUGCUUCGAUCACCAAAGAGUCUACACAUACAUACAGUCCCGUUUCUACAGAGCACCCGAGGUCAUUCUGGGAAGCCGUUAUGGUAUGCCCAUUGAUAUGUGGAGUUUUGGCUGCAUAUUGGUUGAGCUCCUAACAGGUUAUCCAUUGUUCCCAGGUGAGGAUGAGGGAGACCAACUAGCAUGUAUGAUGGAGCUUCUUGGUGCACCACCUCCAAAGCUUCUAGAACAAGCCAAAAGAGCAAAGAACUUUAUUAACUCCAAGGGAUACCCACGAUACUGUACUGUCACCACUCUUCCUAAUGGGACAACAGUUCUCAAUGGCAGCAGGUCGCGCAGAGGUAAAAUGCGUGGUGCACCUGGCAGCAAAGACUGGGUGGCAGCUUUGAAGGGUUGUGAAGACUCCCUUUUCAUUGAUUUUUUAAAGGGUUGUCUCACCUGGGACCCAGUUGCACGUAUGACCCCUAGCCAGGCCCUGCGGCAUCAGUGGAUUUCCAAGAGACUGCCUAAGCCUUCAGUAACCGAGAAGGCUUCAGGUAAAAGAAUUUCCAGCCAAACCAGCUCUUUUCCAGGCAUUGGCUCCAAACUGCCUCCAGUCGUAGGUGUGGCUAACAAAUUACGGGCCAAUUUAAUGAAUGACUCCAAUGGAAGCAUACCACUUCGAACUGUUUUACCUAAGCUAGUCAGCUGAUCCUGACUGGUACUAAGAUGCGCUGAUACUUGUGACUUUUCCUAAUUUUAUUUGUUUUAUUAAAAUGAGGGAAAAGAAGUAUCAGGAUAAGAUUCUGUGUUUCCUAUUUUAAUUGUUUUUAAAGGGCUUAACAUUUCAAUUUCCAUCUGGUACAAACUUGAUUCCCUUUAUUUUAUAGGUCAGUAAUUUUUUUGUCAAAAUACAAGCAAUAAUAACUUAGAAAGACAAAUUAUAAGAAUAAACUAACAUUUAUUUUGUUCAUUGUGUUCACUGAGAGUGAAGUCCUGUAGUCAUGGGGUACAGGAUAAGGUAUUAUUUAGUCCAACAUCUGCCUAGUUGGUCUCUUCCCACUGCAGCCAUUUAAUUAGCUUGUCACACAUAACAGAACAAAGUUUUAGCCACUUGUCAGAAAAGAUCAUGAGUUGGUAAUUUGCAAGCUGCCUAUUCUUUGUGAUUAGUAUUUGUAAAGAUACUGCUACUAAAGUAGGGUGACCAGAUCACCUGAAAAUUAGAGAUACGUCUAAAAAAUCCAGCUAACAGGGCUGAACUGUUUGCAGCUUUUUUAAAAUGCAUUCAUUGCUGCCCUGCAAUGUGUCCCUUAAUAUUCAAGUGACCUGGUCACCCUAUACUAAAGUCUUGUGUAUUUUCUUUUAUAAAGGACUAUAUAAAAUUUGCCUAUGUUUUUAAUAUGCUUUUAGCAGCAGUUGAUAACUUUCUGGUAUGACAUGGCUUUUUCUGUAUAGGGCAAUGUCACACUGGGCAGUUCUCAUCAAACAAUUUUUGUCUAAAUACACCCAACUUACAAUUGUAGUAGAGGGCAAUUAUAGGCUGUCACAUUGGUUCUGUAUAUUAAGGCUACAAAAAAAAACCCAUGGCAAGGCUGAAAAUCGCCCAUGUUACAUUGCCCUUUGGUGAUAGUGAUCGUUGUUUACUGGAAAGGCUGAUAAAAAUGCAUAUUAUUCUUGUCAUCCGGACGAGUAGCACAGUUUUAGAAAGCUGUUAUCCUGCAGAACAUUCCUGUUUCAAUAACUCAGAGGAACCGCAUAGCCAAUUGAUUGGACUGACACAGUAGCAGAUUAUGCAUGGCUGCAGGAAACUGCAUGGUGCACAUAGUAUCUUUCUUCCCAGACUUUAUUGUUGGUCCUUACCACCUAUAUAAAUUAGCAAGUGGAUGAAGUAGUCUUACAACUAAAGCUUGACUGCAUCUCUCAGUUCAAACAAAAUGUACUCCUUAUUGCUAGUUUAGCCACUCUCCUCCAAGAGGUUCUUAAUAAUUAGUAAGUAUCCUAUGUAACAAGCACUUUUAGGGAAACCCUAUUUAUCAACAAUAUUUUUCUGACAUUCAGGAAAGUAUUUAACAUUUACACAUUUACAACAGCAGAUAGAUGGGUUAAUUUGUGGCAAAAAUCGAACUCAUUUGUCCUUAGAGUGUGUUAACCCUUAUCCAAACUGAUGGAAGACUCAUGUGGGGAUUAUUGUUUCAGGCAAUUAUUUUCUGUACUGAACUAAAAUUGGCUCCUUCGAUAUGUUUUAAAGUCAUGGUACCUUCCUAAUUUGCUGUUUUUUUUUUUUGUUUUCAUACAAGAGGUCUUUAUGUUAAAACAUGAUAUUGGUGUUGAUUUAACAAACAAAAAUUUUAAUUGCCUGAAAGCCACAUGCAGUGUUGAGCAAAGUAGAAGAAUGUUGUAUAAAGCAUUAUUUUUUUUCUCCUGAUUCUAUCAUAUACAUGUUUUCUUUCAUUCUUUCUUUUAUAAUGUGAGUUGCACUCCUUUCAGGAUAAAAAACUUGAUUGUAGGAGUCAUCCCUUCCAUGAGACUAGGGA